This is a messenger RNA of Sebastes umbrosus (honeycomb rockfish), 753 nucleotides long. Its product is annotated as histone H2A. Bases 247 to 633 code for a protein of 128 amino acids. Lineage: Eukaryota; Metazoa; Chordata; Actinopteri; Perciformes; Sebastidae. Gene Ontology annotation, molecular function: DNA binding; structural constituent of chromatin; protein heterodimerization activity. The record is from RefSeq and is a predicted model, not a curated record. The transcript has a single exon. Gene Ontology annotation, cellular component: nucleosome.
AUAUUUAUUUUAUUUUAUAUUAUUUUUAUUUUUAUUUUCACUUUUAUUUUACUAUAACUUUUAUUUAUUUUUUGGGGAUAUAGUUAUUAUAAUCCAGAAUGAUCCACACUCCAUACCAGCUGGUGGCACCAAAUCGUUGUUUGCCAAUAAACCUCAAAGAAGAAGCAGAAGGCAUUACAUAUAGCUCUUGCACACACCGUUUCACAGUGUGUCAGCCUGAUCAAUAACUUAAUAUAUUUAACCACAAUGUCUGGCAGAGGGAAAACAGGAGGCAAAGCCAGAGCCAAGGCCAAAUCCCGCUCCUCCAGAGCCGGUCUCCAGUUCCCAGUAGGUCGAGUCCAUCGGCUGCUGCGUAAAGGGAACUACGCAGAGCGCGUCGGAGCUGGAGCUCCUGUUUAUCUGGCUGCAGUGCUGGAAUACCUGACUGCUGAGAUCCUGGAGCUGGCAGGCAAUGCAGCCAGAGACAACAAGAAGACCAGGAUCAUCCCAAGGCACCUGCAGCUGGCUGUGCGUAAUGAUGAGGAGCUGAACAAGCUGCUGGGAGGAGUCACCAUCGCUCAGGGAGGAGUGCUGCCCAACAUCCAGGCUGUUCUGCUCCCAAAAAAGACUGAGAAACCAGCCAAGAGCAAGUAGAAAACAGUCUCCUGCAGACCUGGACUCAGACUCCCUGCAGACCUGGACUCAGACACCCUGCAGACCUGGACUCAGACUCCCUGCAGACCUGGACUCAGACUCCCUGCAGACCUGGACUCA